UGGCAGUACUGAUAUGAAGGUCGAUGUAUGGCGUGAUGGGAUCGGUUGUCACGGAUUAUCAAUAUUUAAAGUUUGGUGGUAACACAGGUAUUUGCUAAACUUGUGAAAAGGCGAUAUGUAUUGAAAUAUUUGUUUUGCAGGCUUUCAAAUAUCGAGAUAACCGGUUUGUCCAAGUUGCUGUCUCAUGGUUGUGAAGUCCUAAUUGUAGUGUAACUCACCAUUCGCAAUUUUAUGUUGGACAAUGUCGUCGAUACUUCUUAAGUUACCAGAACUUUAUUCGUCAUACAGGAAUUGGGUGAGCCAGAACCCUCAAGUGGCGGGAGAUUUUGAAUCUACUGUCAAAUGGUUAUCAUAUUUCAUUGCAGGGAGGAUCAACACAUCUAAUGUCCUGUCAGAACUGGUGUACUGUCUGUCGAACCUCCUCGUCCUCUUCAAUGAUCGUAUCAUUCAUAAUGCCAGGAGACUGCAGGCAGUGGGUUCUGGAGAGAAACUUAAGACUUGGCUCACUGUAAUUGACUACUCAGAAGUAUUUAUUGAAGUGUCUGCUAGAAGGAUGUGGGGUGAGAAAGGAAAAUGGCUGAUUGUGAUUGUUCUACAAAUUUUCAAGUGUGCAGGUCGAUUAUUGCUCCUAUUUUAUCACAAGGAUAAUAUUAUUCAAAGCCCCUCUAUGCCACCAUUACGACGGAAGAAGGCGCGUGAGGAUUCGCAUGUAGAGGAGUCUCGGAUCCGACUUCAGUCCGCAGCUUUCACCUUGAAACGCUCUGGCAGAAUUGUCAGGCGUGUGACUGCAGCUCCUCCGACAAGCUGUCGAACAUGGCGACCCCUCCUACCACCCAAUAAUAAUGCCGAAGAAGAUGGUGUUCCUGACCAAACUCUUUCUGGCAAGAUGCUAAUAGCUGAGGUUCUGUAUGUUGUCAAACCCGUCGCACAUCUCUGUUCUAUGAUGCUGUUUGGGCAGAAGGAUUGGAAGCCGUGGCUGCUGGCUCUCUCUGCGGACCUCGCCAGCUUGCAGUUGUAUGGGACCAAACAUAAAGAGCGACAUAUGAGCCGUAAGCAACGUCUGGAACUGUCUCGCCGCACCAUCUCUCUCUUGCUCUACCUGUUACGUUCCCCAUUUUACGAGCGGCACAGCAGCGAUCGCCUUCAGGCCGUACUUCGCGACAUGUCGGCAAACGUGCCUCUGGCCCGCGUUUUAUGCAACCCCAUAGCGCAGUACAUCCCGCAGUGGCAAGACACGUACUUCUAUAUGUGGUCGACUUAAUUGCUGAAGUGGUGAGUGUGGUUUACGGAAGUUCUUUUAUUCCAGAACAGCUGAGACGAAUGGCGACACUUCGAGCAACAGUUCUUCUUGGUAAAAUGUGUGGGUAUCUCGUUUGUUGAGCGGCCAAGUAAAUAUAUGUUUGUUCAUUUAUGCAUUUAUGUUCACAUGUACUAUUUCUUUUUGAAAAAAAGAAAGAAAAGGUAUAGAAAAAUUUCCCUCCUGUCCUUCCCCGCAUCAUUUGUUGUAACUUCAGUUAUUUGUUCAUUGUUUAUCUUUUAUACUGUAUCUUAAUUCUGAAGGUUUUUGACGAUGUUGAGUCGUCGAAGCAAACUAUUUUCUGGACGUUAUCUGUCAUUCCAGACUUAAUGAGGCACGGCAUUUCAGAGAUUGGAAUCUAUCUCCAUCUUCAGGUAUUACCUGCUCCGGUCCGGAGAUAGGGACUGGCUCUAUCGAUUGGGUCCCACGGAGUACGUUAAUAUUGCCCAGAAAGUAGUUUGUUUUUAUUCUGUAUGUUUAUUUUAAUUAGUUGUUCUAAUUUCAAGUUUUAAUCAAUUCAUGUUUUAAUAAAGACGUGGAAAAUACUACACGAUUCUAAACUA
This is a messenger RNA of Zootermopsis nevadensis, 1860 nucleotides long. The record is from RefSeq and is a predicted model, not a curated record. NCBI's taxonomy places the organism in Eukaryota, Metazoa, Arthropoda, Insecta, Blattodea, Termopsidae.